Menidia menidia (Atlantic silverside) is the source of this 423-nucleotide messenger RNA. NCBI's taxonomy places the organism in Eukaryota, Metazoa, Chordata, Actinopteri, Atheriniformes, Atherinopsidae. The record is from the annotation of a GenBank genome assembly.
AUGCAUUGCGGAGGAAUAUGGCUGACUUUGGACGAGGAGUGUCAUCCCUACAAGAAUGAAUGCGCUCACCCUCCUGUGGUAUCUGACCAGAUGGCAGGAAUCGGGGCCAAACGUGAGGGGCCACAGUUCAUCAGUGAGGUGGCUGUGAGGGGUAACGCCGCCGUGCUGGACUACUGCCGGACGUCAGUGUCCGCUCUGUCCGGAGCGACGGCUGGCAUCCUGGGGCUGACGGGACUGUACGGCUUUGUCUUCUAUUUCCUGGCUUCUUUUCUCCUCUCGCUGCUGCUCAUCCUCAAGGCGGGGCGGCGGUGGAACAAAUGCUUUAAAUCGCGGCGGCUGCUCUUCACCGGAGGCCUUGUCGGGGGUCUUUUCACAUACGUCCUGUUCUGGACUUUCUUGUAUGGAAUGGUCCAUGUAUACUAA